UUAACCACAGAAGUGUGUGUGUGUGUGAGGCAGAAAGACAGAGUUCCUUAGAAAUGCGUGCCUUUCUGUGUGUGUGUUUCAUCGCUGCAUUCAGCUGGAGUGCAGAAGGACAAGGGAACAUAAACGAAUACUGUAACAAUGUGGGAGACUUUGAGCCCUGCCUUCAGCCCUGGACCUGUACUGCAAACAUCAGCCAGUGCUACUGCAAGGGUGGAGCUCCGUACUGCAGAUGUAAUAAUUAUAUUGAUGAGUUUUAUCUUGGGAGUACCUGCUCUCAGAAAUGGACAACAUUGACUUUUGCCCUUGUAGCAACACUUCCUGGAUUGGCGUUGGCAUGUGUGAUCGGAGUCGCUGUUCACCUCGCACACACGUUUGGGAAAUCCAGUGAGAGGCAGAGACCAAAGUUGCAACUCGCCCAGAUUCCAGAGGAGGACUUGUUCCCUGGAGUUGUUUUUGCAUCUGAUGUGAACUCUCGCCAGGGCGCUCGUCCUCUCCCCGGCCCCCCACCAGCGCAGCUUCCCAUGGUAGCACCUCGACCCUACAGUGUGCCAGAUAAACAGUUUGGACCACCAAUGGGAGCGCCUCGAGCACAGUAUAGUGCACCUGAUAACACACGUCCUGCUUUCGACAGACCACCCGUGGGGCCACAGUACAAUGCACCUAAUAACACACGUCCUGCUUUUGACAGACCACCCGUGGGGCCACAGUACAAUCAGCCCCCCUUGUCUCCAACACUGAACGUACCUGACCGGACGGGACAGCAGCCCUACAGCUACACAGGGGGUGGAGCUCCGGCUCAGGUAAUCAGUAACCCAUAUGCUAGAGCGAGGAACCCGUAUGAGGAGCCCAGUGUGUAUACAGAACCGUCCAGCCCACCGACUUCACCACGCCCUUAUGAGAAUCAGAGGAUGGCCCCGCCCCCUGGCCCGCCCUACGGCGCCGCUGAUUAUCGCAGUGCAUUUCCUCGGGCUCAGAUCAGUCGGCAGUACUGACCUCCUGCACACACACACACACACACCUUACCUCAGUGUGUUCCUGAUGUUCAUUAAGAUUUACAUUUAUGAUCUAAUCAUCAAAUGUAAUGUUUCAUGUCAGCACUUUAGGUUCAGUUAAUGACUUAUAUUUAAUGAUUAAUAAUGUUAUGCUCGUUACACACUCUAGUUUAAAUAGAUUUAAAAAA
Molecule: messenger RNA, 1180 nt
Organism: Clarias gariepinus (North African catfish)
Lineage: Eukaryota; Metazoa; Chordata; Actinopteri; Siluriformes; Clariidae
Exons: 11
Coding region: 54-992 (312 amino acids)
Source: RefSeq, a predicted model, not a curated record